Messenger RNA from Candidozyma auris, 1656 nucleotides. It is a transcript of the gene SPT10, whose product is annotated as Spt10p. The transcript has a single exon. Bases 1 to 1656 code for a protein of 551 amino acids. Lineage: Eukaryota; Fungi; Ascomycota; Pichiomycetes; Serinales; Metschnikowiaceae. Gene Ontology annotation, molecular function: acyltransferase activity, transferring groups other than amino-acyl groups. The record is from RefSeq and is a predicted model, not a curated record.
AUGCCAGAAAUAGAUGAUGUGGAUAACCCGCCGCAUUAUAGGCCCCAACUAGACUACAAUCCGAUGUCCACUAUCGAAAGAUACACUGUUUUGCUCAAGGAUGGUGAAACGACUGCCACCAUAUACCCAAUCCAGUCUGCUGAUGAACUACCGCCUGGACUUUUGGCAUUCUUGUGUGAUGAGCUUAAUAUGGAAAUUGAACGUGGUGAUACAAUUGCGUUUUUUGAUACCCUUCACGUUGAAAGCUUUCAGAAUUAUUGGUUUGGUGCUUUCGCGGGGGUCAUGGUACUCGGUGACUCUCCCCAGCUAGAAGGUCCAAAGCAAUGGGAAAAGGAAUGUUUGGGUACAUUUUUUAUAAAACCUAACUACCCUGGCCGUGCCUCCCAUAUCUGUACUGCUAACUUCUUAGUUAACGCAGGUAUUCGAGGGAAAGGUAUUGGCAGAACCUUGGCUGAUUGUUUUCUUCAAUGGGCACCUAGAUUAGGUUACACAUAUUGUGUGUUUAAUUUGGUUUUCGAGACAAACGUAUCAGCUAGAAGAAUUUGGGAGUCACUUAAUUUUAAAAGAAUCGGUAGAGUCAAGUCGGCAGGAAUUCUCAAGGGACACGACACUGCAGUAGACGCUAUCAUAUACGGUAGAGAAUUGGUCACAGUCUCUGACGCAACAGUUGGCGCUUAUAGAUUUGACAAGAUCAAGUUUUAUCUCGAAACAGGCAAGUAUCCGGCAAUGGCUGACAGACAGGAAAAAUCAAGACUUCGGUCCUCUGCUUCUCAUUACAGAUUAGAGAAUGGUAAGCUCAUGCUUCGUGAUAAGGAAGUCGUCAGUGACCCUGUGAGGCAAUUGCAAAUUUGUACAGAAAUACAUCUUGCCAAUCAUGGUGGAAUUAACAAAACUACCUCUGCUGUGACGGAAAAGUAUCAUUGGACUAGAAUCAAAGAUACUGUGGCUGCAGCCAUCAAGAAUUGCAUAGCAUGCAGAGAGUCCUCUAGGGAAGAACUUACAACCAAACGUUCUGUUGUGCCUAAGCGGAUGCUACUGGGUUCUGCUGACAACCGCCGAGAUCUUAACCCAUCUACUGCGAAGACCAACCAAAUGUUGCGUCCGAAUGUUCGACGUGAUACAGGCCGUGAUGAAGUCGACACCAUGUCCGCCAUCCAUGGUCUUCAGCAUCGUGAGCUGGAGAAUUUAUUGACUCACGACUUAUCAGGUCUUGACGAUGGUCUCAUUGCGGUUGUCGAGGCGGCACAGAGACGACAGCAGUCGUCGCAUCACCUGCUAGAUCAACAGCGGUCUAAUCAUCAUGGAUCGAGAGGCGACCAUCGUACCCACAGUGCACCAACCUACGCCGCUGUUGCUGCGGGUGCAGUCGGUCCGGAGACUCAUAGAGGUUACCAGGACGACUAUUCUUUUCAUCAAUAUACCGACAAAUUCAGCUCUUCGAAAGAACGUGGACGAAAUGACGAUGUGCCUGUUGACCCUGAUGUAUCUGAAUUUGAUCACAAUGUUAAUCCCGAAGGCGAUGAGAUUGAAAUUGCUCGAGCAUUAAUGCAAUCAAACGACGUUGAGGAGAACUCUCCGGAGAGAAAUCUGCAACGUCUGAAGACUUCUGAACAAGAUCGAGCUAACGAAGCAAAUAUUUUCUUCAAAAACCAAUAA